Wallemia mellicola CBS 633.66 is the source of this 1296-nucleotide messenger RNA. RefSeq names its product ERG4/ERG24 ergosterol biosynthesis protein. NCBI's taxonomy places the organism in Eukaryota, Fungi, Basidiomycota, Wallemiomycetes, Wallemiales, Wallemiaceae. The transcript is spliced from 9 exons. Gene Ontology annotation, cellular component: endoplasmic reticulum membrane. Gene Ontology annotation, molecular function: Delta14-sterol reductase activity. The record is from RefSeq and is a predicted model, not a curated record. Gene Ontology annotation, biological process: ergosterol biosynthetic process. Bases 1 to 1296 code for a protein of 431 amino acids.
AUGACGAAAGUUAGUAAAGGAGAAGAAAUCAAUCCUAAGACAACACAGUAUAGCUUCUUCGGCCCACUCGGUACGGGUGCUAUAACGUUACUCACGCCUGCUAUAACCUACCUGCUUUACUUCGCAUGUCCAAACUCGUAUGAUGAUGAUACAUGCCAACUUUUACAGAAACCGGCAUUUGAGAGGCUUUUAGAAUGCGACUUCUGGAAAUCACUCUUUGAUUUGGAAGCUUUCGGCGUAUACCUUGCUUGGUACACUUUCACUGUCGUUGCAUGGGCUAUCAUACCUGCACAAUGGGUACGCGGUACACAGCUCCGUGAUGGUACUUACAAGCUCUAUAAAAUGAAUGCUUUCGCUACAUUGCUUAUGGCUACUGGUAUCGCUAUCGGACAAAUCGUUCGCGCUGGUCCUGAAGGAUUCACUUACCUUGCUGAUAAAUGGAUACCAAUUCUUACUGCCUCACUUAUCAUGUCAGUCGCUCAAUCUGUCUUCUGCUACGCUAUGUCAUUCACUUCCGGCAAAUUACUUGCUCUCGGUGGUAACACCGGCAGCUUUGUACAUGAUUUCUUCAUCGGUAGAGAACUCAACCCUUCAAUUGGUUCAUUUGAUAUCAAGACUUUCAAUGAACUUAGACCAGGUUUGGCACUUUGGUGGCUCCUUGAUAUUUCUCUCGCUUGCAGACAAUACGCGACAUUCGGCCGUUUGACUGACUCAAUGAUUCUCGUAGUUGGUUUCCACGGCUGGUACGUCUUUGACGCAUUAUACAAUGAGCCAAUUAUCCUCACUCAAAUGGACAUCGUCCACGAUGGUUUCGGUUUCAUGUUAGCAUUUGGUGAUCUCACUUGGGUACCUUUCGUGUACUCCCUUCAAGCAAGAUUCUUGGCUUACCAUCCAAACGUUUUGGGCCCACUUGGCGUUUUCGCUGUCGUCUUAUUACAGCUACUUGGUUACUACAUUUUCCGUGUCUCAAACGCAGAAAAGAACGAUUUCAGAAACGGCAAGAAUCCAAAGAAUCUCCAAUACAUGCAGACAAAGAGAGGCACUAAGCUCUUGACUUCUGGAUGGUGGGGUACUCUCAGACAUCCAAACUACCUUGGCGAUUUGAUAAUGGCUGUAGCAUGGAGUUUGCCAACUGGUGGAUGUACACCAUUGACUUACUUCUACCCUGCUUACUUCACUGUCUUGCUCAUUCACAGAGCACUUCGCGAUGAUUCACACUGUAGAGAGAAGUAUGGUGAUGACUGGAACGCCUACAUUGAGAAAGUUCCUUACUGCAUCUUCCCUUACAGUGAGUAA